UUUAUUCUUAUACCUUUAUUGUAACAGGUAAGUCUUUCUUGUAUUUCAUUACACGCGUUUCAUUUUCCUAUCUAUAAUAUAUAUAACUAUAAUAAUAUUAUAAUGACAUGCUGAAUUAAAGUGAAACUAAGCUGCAUUAAUGUAUUGUGACCGUUUACACAUUUCUAGACGUGAGAACCGCAGGAGCGCAGGGGCCGCGUGCGCAUGCGCACAAAACAUAACAAAUUAAGCCAAUCUUCAUAAGUGCGUAAUUCGCCGGGGAAAAAAUCGAAUCCGGUGUCAUGGAAACGGCUCCAAACGUCACGAGGAGGCGCGGAGACCUGCAUCUAUAUUUGAAAUGGAUUACAUUUAAAGUGUCUUUAAAUGGGCGGGGAACCGCUGCCCGUGUGUUUUUUUUUAACUGGUCAGAUGUUGCUAACGAAUGAUUAUUACAUUUUUCUUCAAUGUUGGUUUUCAAAAUAAAUUGCUUAAAAAGGGUUUAGUGUCCUCAUGCAUAUUCAUGUGCCUACUGGAGUUGCACGUAGAGUCUAAUCACGUGGUACAUGUUGCAUUUCACAGCACUGAUCUAAGCGGACUAAUCACGUUCAUUUUUGCUUGCGGCGUAAUAUAUUUUAUAAUGCAUUAAAUAGAAAGUGUUUAAAGAAAUUUUGUCCCACUAUUACUGUCGUGUACGAUUGUGUAUUUGAGAGUACAAAUGUCUCCGAUAUGAAAGGAAUGUUCUGAAAUUUGAAUGUGCUUUCUGAGAUUUCUGAGCCCUCUAGCGCCCCCUAGGAAAUGUUACCAUCAUUACAGUGAUGUACAAUAGGCGGAGAAUCAGAGGAGCGUAGAGAAGAGGGGGAUGCGAUUUACAGCACGCAAAGAGUGAACUGUGCCGUCCUACAAUCAAUGCGAAAAGAUGGGAUGCCUCUCGUGUAAGGACCUCGCGCGCAUCAUCCGUGGGAUGCAUUUAUCCGCACGCAUAUUUUUUCAGUGACACGGACGCGAGAGCUUGACAAGGGAUGAAUUCUCUUCCUCCCCGUGGAUGCGCCCUUAUCGUGUCCAAUGGAUCUCCCCGGCAUCAGCAAUACGACCAUGGACAGCAUGUCGGGUUCGGGCUUCAUUUUAGUGACAGCCACCAUCCAACCGGGUUUAAACGGCCUGAACACCCAGGCCAGCAACCACAGUGCUGGGCUCGAGGUGCAACGCAACACCCCGGUGAGGAGUUUGGAGGGCAACUCGAUCCUCCAGGGCAUCGCAGUGGCUGCGCAGGCGUUGCUUCUCCUGGCUAUAUUCUUGUUGUCCAGUCUGGGUAACUCAGCCGUCGUGGUGGUCAUCAUCAAACACAGACAGUUGAGAACAGUAACCAAUGCGUUCAUAAUGUCCCUCUCUCUUUCCGAUUUCCUGACAGCCGUUCUUUGUCUGCCGUUCUCCUUCAUGAUGCUCUUCAGCAAAGAUGGCAAGUGGAUGUUUGGAGACCGCUUCUGCGUCGCCAACGGCUUUUUCAACACGAGUUUUGGCAUCAUCUCCACCCUGACUAUGACUCUCAUCUCGUUUGACCGAUAUUACGCCAUCGUCAGGCAACCGCAGGCCAAAAUCGGCAAGAGGAGAGCAAUACAGCUGCUAGUGGCCGUUUGGUUAUCAGCCGUGGUCUUCUCGUUUCCCUGGUACCUGCUGCGCACCUCUGACAACCUGAUGGUGCACAAGCAAGGGUUUUACCAUUGCAUGUACGUGUUCCAUUCGGGCACCUCCAGGAUGGGUACCACCUUCAGCUUGGCUUUAAUAGUGACCUGUUAUCUGCUUCCAUUCGCCCUCAUGUGCUUCUGCCACUAUAACAUCUGCAAAACCGUCCGGCUGUCGGAGAUCAGGGUGCGGCCGGUGACCACUUACGCGCACCUGUUGCGCUUCUACAGCGAGAUGCGUACCGCCACCACGGUGCUAAUCAUGAUCGUAUUCAGCAUCUUCUGCUGGGGACCGUACUGUCUGAUGGGCGUCAUCACCGCAUUGGGGAACUACACUUUCAAUCCUGCCAUGGACACCGUGGCCAUCUGGAUGGCGUGGGCCAACGGUGCCAUCAACCCUUUGAUUUACGCCAUAAGGAACCCGAAUAUAUCCAUGCUGCUGGGCCGGAGCAGGGAGGAAGGAUACAGGACUAGAAACAUCGCUGCGUACCUGUCCACUCAGACGCAGCGCAGGGAGGCGGUACGGACACGGUCGGACCGGAUCAGGGACCGGUACGUGAGCCGGCACGGGGCAAACAGCCGCAUGUCUUCCUCCAGCCCGGCCAACGGGGGAGAGGUGGCCAUGUGGGCCUGUAAGAACCCGGCAGUGAUGUUCUGUAGAGAUGCCCACCCAGAUACCAUCACCGAACCCAAAGUUGAAACGGCUGACACCAGCUUGUAAUUGAUUGACACUUUAUAAUGACUUUCGUUAAUGACGUUUACAUUUAUGCAUUGGGAAGACGCUUCAAUUCACAGUGCAUUUAAGGUAUACGUUUGAUCAGUUUGUGUGUUACCUGGGAUUCGAUCCCACAACCUUUGCACUGCUAACACAAGGCUCAACUGUGCUACGUACAUUAUUCAAAAGGAAUUCGUCGACUCAAAGGGCAGUACUAGAGUGAAUCCAAAAGAAUUAUUUAUCAAGAAGUCUGAAUGUACGCUAACCAACGUCACAUAAUGCUUAACAAAUAGUUGACUCUCCAGGAAUGUGUAUGAUCAUUAUUGCACUAUUUAGUGUAUUUAUGCUUUAUUUUUAUUAGUUAUUAUAAAGUGUUACUGUGAUUUUAUUUACGAUUUAGCAUUUAUCGGAUUCUAAUAGCAUCAAAUUUUGUUUACAACCAAACGUACAUGAAAUUUAUAGUCUGAAGAUGAAAAUGUGUGAAGAUUAGAUCGGAAUGUGUGGAAAGUGCCAACAUAAAUGUCACUCAGAUGAGCCUAAUGUAAAUAUUAUAACACUGUGAAAACGCUAAAAGGAGUUUACAGGUAUCUGUCCUAUAAGCCAAACCUUAUUCGUGUUCUUCUUUAUACCCCUGGCCUGGGGGGUCAAUACUCACCCACAGAAAAACAAGAGUGAUACAAAGUUAUAAAAAUUCAAGGUUUCACAAUGAAAACAGGGUUGUAACGUUAUAAUUACUUUCACUCCUUCCAUUUGACAAACUCUUUAUCAUGACAAAGAAAAGCAAACAGCCAUUCCCUCUUGAUCUAUAUGUGAACCUGGAUCACAAAACCAGCCUUAAGUGGCACGGGAACAUUUUAAGUAAAAGACAAAAAUACACUGUAUGGGUCAAAAUGAUCGAUUUUUCUUUUAUGCCAAAAAUCAUUAGGAUAUUAAGUAAAGAUCAUGUUCCAUGAAGAUUUUCCUACCGUAAAUAUAUCAAAACAUUAUUUUUGUGAGUAGAUGGCCUGCCAAAGUGCCUCUCAUUAACAACUUCACAGGCAAUUUUCUCAAUAUUUAGAUUUUUUUGCACUCUCAGAUUUCUGAGUUUUAAACAGUUGUAUCUCAGCCAGAUAUUUUCCUAUUCUAACACUUUAUACAUCAAUAAAGAAAACAUAUUUAUUAAUAGAAAGCAUAUCUAUUCAGCUUUCAGAUUAUGUAAAAAUCUCAAUUUCGAAAUGAAUUGAUCCAUAGGACUUGUUUUGUUGUCUAGGGUCACAUAUGAGAGAUCAUAGUUACAGUAUAAUGAAGAUGUGCCAGACAGGUCAUGUUUAUAUUUAUCAUAAAUAACAAUAUUGUUGAAAGAAGAUUAUAGCCUAAAUCUUUUCAAAGAUGACGCCUGUAAAUAACAGAUAAAACUAACAAACUGCCUUAAUUGUUGGAUUGUAGCACAGUUUACAGAAUGCAGGACUUAUAUCAGAAUUUUAAUAUUUGGAACGAUUUCUAUAUUUCAAUUUCUUACAGGAUCUCACUCUGGGACGUGUGUUUAUAGUGACUGUAGCAUCAGACUAUGCCACUUGUAAGUUCGAAGUUAGAAUUGUAGGAUUGUCUUUUGUUUGAAUGUCAAUGUAAAGACCAACAUUAGCCAUAUAGAGGGGUGUGUUGUGUUCAUAAUCUAGCUGGACUUGAAACUAAAGCACAAGGUUUGUCAAACACGAUGCCCUCCUGAAACUGUUGGAUUGUAGAGAGAGUUUGAUUAUAUUAAGUGUUCAUUUUUAUUCCUGUUUAAACAAGCUUAUCUUUCUGCUGUCAUAAGAGACGCAAACAUUGCAGAGAAUACACACUUGCUCAUAUUGAUACGUUAUCAUUUUCUCAUCUUAACUUAUUUUUGGUACAUCAAUGACAUUUCGAAAGAAAGAUCAACAAUAUGUAAUGUCUUUCAUGAGGUUUGCAAAAAUAAAGUUUG
Molecule: messenger RNA, 4315 nt
Organism: Triplophysa dalaica
Lineage: Eukaryota; Metazoa; Chordata; Actinopteri; Cypriniformes; Nemacheilidae
Product: G-protein coupled receptor 135
Exons: 1
Coding region: 1042-2379 (445 amino acids)
Biological process (GO): G protein-coupled receptor signaling pathway
Cellular component (GO): membrane
Molecular function (GO): G protein-coupled receptor activity
Source: RefSeq, a predicted model, not a curated record